Molecule: messenger RNA, 1401 nt
Organism: Poecilia latipinna (sailfin molly)
Lineage: Eukaryota; Metazoa; Chordata; Actinopteri; Cyprinodontiformes; Poeciliidae
Product: insulin-degrading enzyme
Exons: 4
Coding region: 119-370 (83 amino acids)
Source: RefSeq, a predicted model, not a curated record
GCAGGUUUGCUGCUUUAUGCAGUUCUAAAUGCUUCAAGCUAAUUAUGUUUAAACUUCUGUUUGCCUUUCAGAUAACAUUGAAGUUGCUCAUCUGAAGACAUUGACUAAAGAAAACAUAAUGCAGUUUUACAGAGAGCGGCUCACAGUGGAAGCUGCAAAGAGACACAAAGUAUCCGUUCACGUUCUGUCCAGAGAGAUGGACUCCUGUCCGAUAGUCGGAGAGUUUCCUGCCCAGAACGACGUCAACCUGGCCCCCGCUCCGUCCCUGCCUCAGCCGACGUUGAUUCAGGACAUGACGGAGUUCAAGAGGAGCCUGCCGCUGUUCCCGCUGGUGAAGCCUCACAUCAACUUCAUGGCCGCCAAACUGUGAGCGAGGCCGAAGAAGCUUCGCCUUCCUGAGGUUCCCCUGACCGUGUGUGUGUGGAAUGUGUGCAGGCGACACGCCAAUGCACCGGAAGAAGAGAUGCUCAGUAAGCGAAGAACCCCCAAAGUUAGCUGUGGUCGUUUUUUAAACUAGCUGUGACAACCAUAGCGGUCUCACCUCACUCUCUCGCUGCAGCGCUGCGUAGGCGAAGUAGAACCACGUUAACCAGAAACUUUAUGCAGGAGCUUCACUUCACCACUAGGGGGUGCUUCCCAGUCCAAGUCAGUAGCUCUACCUACCAAGGCACUCCCACGUUUUAUUCAAAUGUACGCAUUUUACGAAGCCUUAUUCUGUAGUUUUUAAAGCUUGCUUGGUGAGGGAGUUUUAUCUGUUGGCGCCCUCUGAGGAGACCUGAGUGAAGUCGGCACUGCAACUCAAAUCCAACUAAAUUGGCCUCAAACGUUUGUGCUGCCAUCGUUUCAAAGAUAUUAGUAAAUAUUUACAAAAUCUCUUUUCCACUGUAAGUUAUAAAAUUUGGACAUCAGAGAUCAGCUUGCUCCUCCUUACAUUUGAACAAAAGUUAUGUAAAAUACAGUUUUUAUGUUUCUGCUGCUAACAUUGUUUGUGCUGCUUUCAUUUUAAAUGAAUGUUUCCAGAGGUCAAAGGUUAAUGGAUCCCACCACCACAUAAAUUACAGUUCAGAAUCUCUUUUCAGCUGUAAUUUAUGUAAUUUGUACAUUUUUUAAAGUCUCCAGACUCAACUGGAUCCUCUCUUCACAUUAAAAUCAAAAAUUUUAAAAAUGUUACUUUGUGCUGCUUUCAUUUUGAAGAUAUUGUUUCCAGAGGUCAAGGGUCAACCUACAUGUACAACAUUAAAUUAAAUGAAAUGAAUCAACUGUGCUACAUUUACACAGCAAAAAUGUUCAAAGAUUUUUGUGGAGGUAUAAUCUUAAAAGUUUCCUGAUGGCAGAUCAACUUGAUCUUCCUCCCAUUUUUACAACUCAAACAAAAUGUAUAUAAUUUUAAUGUUUGUGCUG